CAGUGGAGAAAGACAGGAACGGAAUUCCCAGGGCUGUUCCCCCUCCAACCUCCACCCUCACCACGGCCCCCAGUGCGCAUGCCAGGGAGGAAGCUCCCUUGCUCAACCCCCUCCUCUUCCUGGCACCGAGUCCAGGGGGGAGGGAGUGAGUGAGACAGGCACUGGGGGGGUGGGGUGGAGAGCGCUAGCGAUCCCCUGCACCCUGACCCCCCACCCACGCACCCACCCAGUACCCACCGCGGGGGGGGAACGCUACCCUCGGCCCCCGGCAGGGGCGGGAGAACAAGUUGGAGCCUGCAGCAGCUGCUGGGGAGGGGGCAUCAUGAACCAAGGUGUAGGCUAGUGUGGCUGGAGAGUGGGCGUGAGCUCGAUGGACUAGGCACCCCCUGGACCCCAGAAGAGACUGCUGGACUAUGAGUGCCCAAAGGGAGCUUGCCCACCCUUAACGCCACCUGCCGCGAGGUUUGCAGCCAUGAGCAGGUGCCCAAGUGCUGAGGGAGCACAAUGAAUGGCGGCGAUGAUUGCUCUGGUGUGGAUCAAGGUGGGCGCCCAGCAGUCACACCUGUGCCCGUGGGCUGGCAGCGCAGGGUGGAGGAGGGCAGAGUGCGCUAUAUCAGUCCUAGCGGCACAAGCCUGGCUUCGCUGGAGCAGACGCGUGCAUACCUGCUGGCGGACGGCACUUGCAAGUGUGGCCUGGAGUGUCCCCUCAAUGUGCAUAAGGUGUUCAACUUCGACCCAGCAGCGAUGGUGACAGGGAGCGAAGGCACCAAGGGCGAAGAGGACAUGACCAAGCUGUGCAACCACCGACGGAAAAUUGUGGCCAUGGCCACGCUCUACCGCAGCAUGGAGAGCCACGGACCGCUGAGCCUGCCACACCUGGGACCAGGGCCUGGGCUGAUCCAGCCAUCUCACCCAACCACACCAGGGCCCAGCAGUCGCCCGCAGCAGGCUCUUCCCAGCAAAGCAUCUGCCACCUUGUCCAAGGGCCCAGAAGUCUAUCUGCAGUGCCCCUCUGAUCGCUAUGGCAACGCCUGGUCCAGCCAGAGCUCCUCCUUUCCCCGCCACCACAAUGCUCUCUUUGGGGACGUCUUCCCAGGCCGCCUGCCGGCCACCACCAACGGCAACACCCGUCCAUCCUUCGCGGCUGAACUGAGUGCUGCUGGAGGUUCCUUUCUGCCCAGCAAGGGCCUCCCAGAUGCAUCGUCCCGGCCCUACCCUUCCAGCGGCCUUCUCUUCCCCCCACCAGAUGAGGUAGCAUCCAGUCAGGAGGGCGGUCCCUGGAGCAUCCGCCCCAUGCCCCUGGGGUCACAGACUAGCACUACGGGGUCACCUGCCCCCACCACCCUCUCUUCUAUUUCAUCGCCGGCAGGCAGUGCUGAACCCUCUCCACAGCGCUCUCGGCACUCCUCAGCUUCCUCGGAGCAGGGCCUCUCUGGACACCGCCCGGCUCCCAAGCCCCCCGGGUUGGAUGCAGCAGCCCCGGUCAACGCCUUAACCAACCAAAGCAGCAAUAACCUGCCCUCAGUGCCCUUAGGAGUUGCCCCAGAAGGCAAAGGACCACCCAGCCUGCUGCUCCUUCAUCCGCAGGGCCCAGGCUCUUUCCCAGCCAGCAGUUUGUUGAGCGCAGCCGCCAAGGCCCAGCUGGCCAGCAGGGGGCGUCCAGAUGAGCUGGCUGCCAGCACUUUACCCAGCCGCUUGCUGCUGUCCGUGGUGGGUGGACGGGCACCUCGGCGCCAGCGCCGCUCUCCCACUGUCCUGCGCCUGCUCAAGGACUCCCAGUCAGGGCAGGCCGGGGUCACCCAUCCAGAGGAGACACCUAUAUGGCACGUUCGGCCUCGAGACCAGCCACCAGCAGGGGAGGCCAAGAAUGGACCCCCAAGCUCAGUAGCUCCAGUCCAGCCAUUUUCAUCCUUGCUCAACCUGCUUGGCCCUCCUGUGAGCUCCCUGGCCUCCCCCGGCCUCCCCCCACUGCCCUCCACCCCUGCUGGUGACAGCCCCAACCCUUUGCCCUCCUUCCAGGACUUCAACAGCCAGCUCCUCAGCCUCUUUGGGCAGCUGGCCUCGGCAUCUUCCGAACAGAUCUCAGGGAGCCCCCCGCAGCCAAAACCUCCCUCCUCCCCACUCGGAUCACAUGGCACCCCAGGUGCCAGUUCCACUUCACCUCUGACUCCCAAAGCCCCUCCAGAACCCAGCCCCGUAGCUGUCCCCACCAGUGCAAUGGAAGGCGGGGGCCUGGGCUGCCCGCUGUCCUCGGGCACUGAGCCUUUCCCCUUCCUGGCACAGGAGCAGGCGCUGUCAUUUGGGAACGCUCUACCUCCUGGACUCCUCCCACUGGGCUCCUUCCCUUUCUCGCUGACCCUGGGCCCAGAGACACCGCUGCCCCCUCUGAACCUGCAAGGGGACCCCGAGGGGCAGCCCUUGUUGCCUCUGGUGCUGCCCAGCCUGGAUUUGCUGCAACAGCCGAGUGGACUCCUGGCAUCGCUGUUGGGGCUGCCAGAGGCGACGUGCGAGGGGGAGAGGGAAGCAGCCACCACCGAGCCCCUGCUGGAGCCAUUUGCAGGCCUCCACGAAACUCUGCAGCCUCUGCUCUUCCCAGCACUUUCCACCCCUCCAGCUGUCCUAGCUUUAAACUCAGCACUGUUGGCGACCAGCCUGGGCCCUUCUGACACUGGGCCAGGCCCCACACAGCCUGGCCUGGUUAGCACUCCUGUGGCACCUACCUCCACUAGCACGACAUCAACGACUACUGAGGGCACCCCCAGCACCUCAGGGCGGCUGAAUCCCCUGAUGCCCCAGCUUGUAAACCCACUGCUGAGUACCACACUUCUGGGUGACCUGUCGGGGCUGAACGCAGGCUCUGGCCCCUCGCUGAUUGGAAGCCCCUUGCUCCAGGCCCAGCAGCCACUUCUGCCACCCAGCCUGCAAGGGCCUUUGGGACUCCAGCUUUUCCAAGGGCAGCUUCCCCUGCUAGCAGGCUCCAACCCGCUGGCCUGCUUCCUCCAGAGCUUGCAACUGAGCUCUGGCUUUGGUAUCCCAGAGAAGCCAGUGCUCCCAAGCGAAGCUCCAGCCCCAGCCUUGGCUAACGUGCCCCCAGGACCAGAGAUGGAGCCAGGCCACAACACUGUGUUGCUUCCUUGCACGGACACUGCCCCUACAAGUGCCUUAGAGCCGCCCAGAGCCCUCGAGUCAGCCAGGCAAGGACGGCAGGAGGCCCCACUUGGGCAGGAGGCCAGCAGCUCCCGCUCCCCGCUCAAGCGGCCCCGGCGCGGCACAGAAGAGCUGAAUGGGGACUCUGGCGGCAGCCUCCCACGGGGGCCAGGACGGGGCGGCAAGUCUGGACGGCGAGGGGGUUGGCGGGGCAGGGGCAGGCGGCACUUCAACGGCCAGCUUCCCGACUUGUGUGCAGGGCACCCAUCCCAUCCUGUCUGGCGCUGCAACGGGGAGAUGGUGGCAAGCAGUGCAGAAAGCCUAGCGGGCCCUUUUGCUGUUCAGGAGAUAAAGGGCCCUCCUGGAAGGCCACCAGCCCGACGAGGCCGGAGGAGGAAAAGCAGCGGUGCCCGGCCCAGCGCCCGACCUGAGACUACACGGAUCCGGGGUCCCAGUGCUGAUCCAGGGCCCAGCCCAUUGGUUGACUACACUGUUGCUCGGCGGCCCCGGCCUGGCCGACCUGUGAAAAACAGGAGGAGGAAACUGCCCACAUAGCACCGCCUGAACUGAGGGGGCCUCUCUCCACUCCUAAGCAAACAGAUCUUAGGAUGUCUCCAGCUUCUGUCUCUCCCCAACCCCCGCAACCACUUUUCAUCUCUGGGGCCCAGCCCCUGGGGGAGGGGAGGGGAGGAAAACACCAGCAAGAGGAUUGGUUGCUGCUGCUGCUGGACUCUUGACACCUUGGCCAUGAAUGUGUUGUAGCUUCACCAGUUGCCUGGCUUCUGAAUCUCCCAAGAGGGGGCCCCUGAAAGCACAAGGUGCAGCUCUGGUCUCAGCAUUUGUUUUGGGAUGUGGGGUGGGGGAAGAGGCUUUGCAGGAGAGCAAAAGGAGCACUUCUUGGAAGCCUUUUCCCCGCAAUUUGCUGAAGGGGAGUCCCUUGCCACAGUGUCAUACCUGCCCCUGCUCUUGUGUCCCCCCGCCCCCACCAGUGAGAUGUCAUACUUCCCCCCCUUUUGGUUGGGUCUCAACCUCAGCAGGAACAGCAAGGGCUGGGUACUCCAAGAAGGGAACACCGCUGCCCUUUCGCCUCCCCACCUUACCUCAGACCUGCAUGCACCAUGGCACCCGGGUGAGAAACCGGCUCAGGGUUUUAGUACGAGAAUCAGUCUCUUUCUUUCUCUGCCUCGCCAAAAACACGUACAUGCGCACAUACACACAAGCUCCUGGACCCAGUGCUAAAGGUACAAAGCAAUAAGGAAAAAUAAGCCACAUUUGUUAAGGGAGGGUUCACUCCUUUCCAACGCAGCCCCACCCCGCCCCGUGCCUCUGUUGAUACGCUGCUGAAAGAGAGUGGCAAUGAGGCCAAGCCUAUGUGGUGGGGGUUGGUUGGGCCAGUUCUUCUUCUUGGUUCUAGUCGGGGUCCUGGGACUGGUAGGGCUUUAAUUCCCUCCCCCUACACAAAACACCCUAUAACUACAUACUCUUUCUUCUCUUUUAUAGAAAUCCUCAAAAGACCACACAGGUCAUUGCCUGGGGAGGGGGUGGGUGGGCUGUGGAAAAGGUUACAGGAGAGGAAGAGUUUGUACUCAAAGUAUAAUUGACCCAACUUUGCCAGAGCAAGCCCCUUUCAUGUCCCUCCCCCAAACAUACACACUACAACCCUCGUCUCUGAAUGACCAAAAUGCUCCACAUGCUCCUCUCCCCCCUCCAAGUGUCUGGUUGCGAUUCUUGACACAUUAUGCAAAAGCACUGUGUAGAUACUGUACAGGUUGCGCUGUUUCCCCUCCCCCCGUGCACUUCAAACCAACCAACCAACUUCGGCCUUUGUUUUGUAUAAAGAAAAAAAAAAGGAAUGGGGGGAAAAACUAUUUUCCUUUUUUGAGCUUAAAUUUUGUUUUGUAAAAAAAAAAACAAUUACACAAUUGUGAAUUGUAGCUUUUCUAUGGGAGCGACUUUUAAUUUAACAGAUGAAAAUAUUUUGAAGCCUAGAUUGAAGUUACUGUUUCUUUAUUGUUUAUUUUUUGGGGGUGUGUGUUUUGUAUCAAGU
Messenger RNA from Rhineura floridana, 5194 nucleotides. RefSeq names its product methyl-CpG binding domain protein 6 (gene MBD6). The transcript is spliced from 13 exons. Bases 505 to 3702 code for a protein of 1065 amino acids. Gene Ontology annotation, molecular function: chromatin binding; DNA binding. Lineage: Eukaryota; Metazoa; Chordata; Lepidosauria; Squamata; Rhineuridae. The record is from RefSeq and is a predicted model, not a curated record. Gene Ontology annotation, cellular component: nucleus; chromocenter.